This is a messenger RNA of Pieris macdunnoughi, 483 nucleotides long. The record is from the annotation of a GenBank genome assembly. NCBI's taxonomy places the organism in Eukaryota, Metazoa, Arthropoda, Insecta, Lepidoptera, Pieridae.
AUGCACUUUCAGCAACAGCGCGUCUGCGAGCUUGAGACUGUUCCGGUGUCUCUGCAGCCCGUUGAGAAGCUAGAUACUCAGCAUGCUGUCGAAACCUAUCUUGGGACUACUCUGAUGUUCGGCAGCUGGGAAACAUCUGUCAUAACAUAUAAAAAGGGAGACCUUACCAGAAUGAAGAUGGAGCUGGUGUCCCAACAAUCAAGAGAACAAGCUGGUUCUCUAGACCAUAUAUUCACACUUAGGCAAAUCAUUGAAAAAUACAUGGAGUACAAAAAAACAAUGUAUAUAGCCUUUGUGGUCUACCCCAAAGCCUUUGACAUAAUCUUACAUAACAAACUCUGGUUAGCUUUACGGGAGAAUGGAAUACAAAAUAAAUAUUCUAACUUACUAGAAAAUAUGGAGAAGAAAGGCAACAUGUUUCAACUGAAAAGGGGUGUUCGGCAGGGCGUGUCACCAAAUUUAUUCACCGCUCUGUCAAAUUAG